AUUAAAUACUCAAACAACAAUGGCUCUGCCGGCGAUUAAAUCUCUUUCUUUCUGGCUUCUGUUCAUCAUCUUGGCAAAUUCUAAUAACGCCUUCGUUUCAGCAAGAGAGAUGCCAAACCCACACGAUUUUCCGGCCGCCGGCGGCAGGCUGGAAUCCGGCGGCUCUUCGCCCGGGUGCUGGGAUGCUCUGUGGGAGAUCAAGUCGUGCAUGAACGAGAUCGAGGCUUACUUCAUCAACGGGACGAUAGACAUCGGCCCGCCGUGCUGCCAAGCCAUCACCACCAUCACCCGCCACUGCUGGCCCGCCGUGCUCGCCGGCGUCGGCGUCACACCGGAAGAAUCCGACAUUCUCAGAGGUUACUGCGACGCCGAAUCCGCUGCUGCUGAUGUUGUCGUUUCAUUCCAGCCUCUUCCUAGUCCAGCUGUCGUUUUGAAUUAGUUAUAUAUGUCUGCGGUGACACGUCGUCGUCAUAUAGUUGUGAAGAACAAGAGAAACGUCGAUCGGCUUAUUAUAGAGUUUUAUGAAUGAAAUAAAUUCGUUUCUCAUUA
Cuscuta campestris is the source of this 549-nucleotide messenger RNA. The record is from the annotation of a GenBank genome assembly. Lineage: Eukaryota; Viridiplantae; Streptophyta; Magnoliopsida; Solanales; Convolvulaceae.